Messenger RNA from Camelina sativa (false flax), 570 nucleotides. The record is from RefSeq and is a predicted model, not a curated record. NCBI's taxonomy places the organism in Eukaryota, Viridiplantae, Streptophyta, Magnoliopsida, Brassicales, Brassicaceae.
CUCUUUGUUAACACUAAACGCCAAUUUUAUCGCCAUCUUUUAUAGAUUUCGGUGUUCUCUCUCUCUCUCUCUCUCUCUCUGACUUCGGAGGAGAAAGAAAGAAAAAGAAAAAAAAAGAAGAAAAAAAAUUCUUGUUUCAAACUUCAAUGGCGUUCUCGAGUUCUAUCGUCUUCUCUGUAACUCAUUCUUCUUCGUCGUUAGCUUCGCGUCCUUCUCCUGCGAUCAGCAGCAAGCAGAUUCCGUUUCCCGCUCAAAUUGCUUCCCCAGAUCUAUCGCCUGCGUUGUUCGAUGAUCGUCGCAAGUUCGUCGGAGGUGUAAUGUCUCUCUUGACGAAGAGUAUAAGAAACCGUGUAUAUGCUUCGAUUAACAGCAUUGAUGCCACUACUCCAUCUUAUCCGGUCAGUAACUUUGUUUCAGUCUUUUUUUUUUUUUGUUUCAUCGCUAUUAAACUAUUGAUGUUUCUUGGAUCUAUACAUCUGGCUACCAAGGACUUACAUGUAUACACACGCAGAAGCUCAGCAACUAAAUGUGGAGAGUAUACGGAUAUGUGUUGAUGAUAUGUAUACUAUU